AUGUCGUGCAUCCCGUUCGGUGCCUAUCAUUUUACCACAAUCUUCUUGGCGCAGGAUACGUAUUCCAACGCUGCCAAGGCUGAGCUACAGCGCGAUCUAGAUCGAGCGUUCCGUCUGUAUAUCAAAGCUGCAGAGGAUUUCGUGCAUCUCGGCCAGGUGUGCCACGAUGCAAGACUCCGUGCGGCUUGCAAAAACGAGGCAAAUAAAGCCUUAGAACGUGCGGAGAAAAUUAAACAUAUUAAACCCGACGUGUCUCCAGUCGCCAAGAACUACUUCUCUGAGCGUGUGUAUAGUAGUACCUUCUCUGCUUUAUCAUUGAUGACGAGCUUCUUGGCUGUUGCAGACGAGCAGUCUUACGUCUUGAGGAAGUCUUCGUUUGUUAAUAAUGUUCGCAUCCCUCUGUGGGACGAAGACAAAUCCACUGGGGACGAUGUGGGGCAGCCUAAGCUUUCUGCGGAACAGCAACGUCAUUCUGCAGAAUGGCAUAGAAAGGAUGGGGCACCAGUCUAUUCAGCAUCUCCGCCCAUUUUACCCCAAGAUAUUCUCCAACACAUUAUUACCGACUGCUCAGUUUGUGCUAUCGAUGACCAAUUGCCGACAUAUCCCGACGGACGCCUAAUGUGUGCUAGCACGGGUUCCAAGCACCAGAUAUGGCCUUCUUUAAUGGAGAAAGCUUACAUGAAGCUAAUGGGUGGAUAUGAUUUUCCCGGAUCGUACGUGUUCCUUCUUUUACCAAUCCCACAUGGUCUCAGGGGUUCCCUGUCCGCUAGAAAUUCCUGUGUAGAUCUACAUGCUCUUACCGGAUGGAUACCAGAACCUCUGGACCUUAGGAGUGCGAAUAUUCAACGAGAGCGGCUAUGGGCUCGUCUGUUUGAUGGAUUCUCGAAAGGAUAUUGUCUGCUCACCGUAGGCACGGGCGAUGGGGUGAUAGCACCACUAGAGCCCUCACUACGUUUGAUACCCACGCAUUGUUAUGCUGUAAUCGAUGUGCGAAAUGACCAUGGUCGACGACAGUUGACUAUUCUCGAUUCCUGGCUGCACGAUGAGCCAAGCGACCAGGACGGCUAUGUGGCUAAUGACGGGUCUACAUCUACUCAGACGGGACCGGACUCAUCUAAAACAUUCGAUCUCCCGUGGGAUUCGGUUUGUAAUAUCUUUGACGGGGUAUAUCUGAGUUGGGAUCCAGGCAUUUUCCGAAGACACAUUCGUUUCCACGGCACGUGGAAAGCCAGAUCACCGAGUCUGGAGGAGGAAAACAGAACUUCGUCCUACUUUCGACUACAACUGCGCGCGCAUAUAGAUCAGGCGAUACAGGGUGGGCAGGCGCUCUGGCUACAGCUUUCGCGCCACGCAGUCGACACUUCGCGGACUUCGGAGUAUAUCUCUUUGCUCGUGAACAAUGAUGAUGAUUCUGGCCCAAUGCCUAUUGACGUCGCUGCUAUGGGAUUGAAGGGCGAAUAUACCAACAGUCUCCAUACACUUGUUCGGGUACAGGUCACAGCCGCUGAUCCAGUGUUAAAUAUUAUCGCCGCGUACGACGGUCAUUUCAACGACGUUGGCUUCACCGUCACGGCCUAUUCCAACACGAACAUAUCGUGGGUGGAGGAUAUUCCUGAAGCGAUGAACACGAAGGAAAUUGAUGGCGCGUUCACUUCGAAAACUGCUGGAGGCAACCACAGCUAUCCCACUUUCAUGGAUAAUCCACAAUAUCAUCUCAGACUCUUUCCGGACAAGAGUCUACGCACAAAUAAUGGCGGCAACAUCAAAGCACCUACUUCGGUGGUUCUUCAAGGCCCUCGGGAUGUGCCCUUGAACUUGUCCUUGGUUUGGUCGCAAGGGGAGCGGAUCACAGAGAUGGGACACAACGAGGUUGCAGCAACGUCGGGCCCAUAUAGCUACGGCUAUUCACAUAUCUCCCAAGACCUGCAAGUCGGCGAUUAUACUCUCAUCGCGUCUACCUUCGAGCCGCAUCACCAAGGAUCAUUUCAACUGCGCGUUAACAGCCCCUUCCGCUUCGAGCUUGUGCCUAUACCUCAGGAGGGUGCAGGCAUGUUCAGCAGAGUCUUCCGUGACGCUUGGACUAUCGAGAAUGCGGGCGGAGGGCCAAGCUCGAGGAAGUACGCGACAAAUCCGGCAUAUGAAAUACAAUUGGAGGCCCCUACUCAAUUGAAGAUCCGCUUGCAACUUUCAGACUCUGCACCGCGUGUCGCCGUCAACGUAUCAAUUUUCCACCCGAGGUCUAUGGGCGGUGCACUCAUCGCAACCUCGGGGCCCUAUUCCGACGCCCUAGCCGGAGUGGUCACUCCGCACGUCACUCUGCAACCGGGGACGUAUCUAUGCAUUCCGUCGACAUAUCAUCCGGGAGUUCAAAGGGCAUAUAAAUUAUUGGUCUACAGCACAAUCGCAGUUAAGGUUUCUGUAGCAGAGAAAUACUGA
Messenger RNA from Fibroporia radiculosa, 2436 nucleotides. RefSeq lists its product as uncharacterized. NCBI's taxonomy places the organism in Eukaryota, Fungi, Basidiomycota, Agaricomycetes, Polyporales, Fibroporiaceae. The record is from RefSeq and is a predicted model, not a curated record. Bases 1 to 2436 code for a protein of 811 amino acids. Gene Ontology annotation, molecular function: calcium-dependent cysteine-type endopeptidase activity. Gene Ontology annotation, biological process: proteolysis. The transcript has 17 exons.